UUUUACACCGUUACAUCGAUUAACAACCCUCAGGGCUGGGAUAUGCCCUAGAAACGAGUGUCCUGUUUUUCCACAGACUAUUGUAAUAUACACAAAUAUUAAAUGUCGACCUGUAUACUGUCGGGUGUGUAAAAACCGCGUGACUUUUGACUGUGACAGGAGACUGACGACUUUUCAGACGAUAAAGCGACAAAUGACACUGGCAAACAAGGGAUUAAGACGUUCGAAAAGACAACGGUUGUGAUGUGUCAUAACAAAACCAAAAACCCUUUGGGGUAAGGUAGCCUGGUUCAUCGUUAUAUCAAAAAGCGCAGUCCUUUCCCGUCGAAUAGUACGACGCACUGUUUUUACAAAACAAACAAUUGUAGUAACAUCUAAAAGACGAUAAUAAUGAAUAUAAUAUGGUUACUUUUAAUGGUAACUGUGUUGCACAGGGUUUGGACAGGUAAAGUUAGAAGGCGGGAGAGCGAGGACUAUGGAUGUAGACAAAGGUUAUUUGUUUUCCUCUGCGUUUUCCAUAUCGGUCAGACCCUCGAUGAUAUGCAGUUAGAGAGUGAGAAGGAGAGAGGAAAGACUUUGCCGGAAAUCUUCUAAGUUAGGCGGACACAUGGAUCGCACGUGUCCGCCGACGGUCGUCCGUGUGUCGCGCGUUCGUGAGUGUUUCGCUCGUUGUGAUCUUCACGAUUGUGUUUGCCUUCGGUGUGGUUUAAUCGUACGGGAAAUAUUUUCCCCGGCUAAACGGAACGCAUCAAGAAAUAUGUCGUCUAAGAGGAAAUCUCCUCCUUCGAAAUUGCAAGAAGGCGGUGAAGAAGGCGGGACAGAGAAUAGUUUGAAUGGUGAUUCGAUAGCCGGCGAAGGGGAAGAAGAGAUUAGGGAAGAAAGAGGUGGAAUGUUCUAUAAGCUCGGUUCUAGUUCGUCAAGUGGUGGAAGCGAAUUGGAAGAUCUCAUUCCCCCAGAAGAAGAAGUGCUGACUCCGCCGAAUAAAAAGAGGUUUCUCGACAACGGGAUGCUGGGCCCAUACGACGAAUCUCAUCUCAGGCCGAAGCUGGCCCUACACCAAACUCUUCUCAACCCUUUGCACGGGGCGCCAUUUUCAAGCGACAUCGACCCUGCAAGGCCAAAGUCCAACUGCGAAUCCCCCACAGAUAAAGGCCUCCACAUUAACAAUAACAGCACUACGCUUAACCAUAACAAUAACAACAACAACUUUUCCGGGAAAAGGACUAUGGACGAUGUCCUCAAAAGGCUCACUUCAAAAAUGAACAACAGUACGAUCAAAGAAGACAAAACGCCGAAUUCCCCAAAUAAAAUGCCGACUGGGGAUCAAUUGGACGGUGAGGAAAUGGAACCCAAUUCCUUGAUCAACCACCUCCAAGCAAUGACUGGGGAAACGCUCCUCGAAAAAGAGAGGCGGCUUUCGGAGAUGAUCGUACAACUUCAGAUGGUCCGGGACCAGCUUCUAUCUCAGCAGGAGCAGCAGAACAAGUUUCUUGGUAGCUCGGAAGCGCAGAAGCAAAUGGAAAUACAACAGCGGGUUCAUCAAGAACAACAGCUGAGACAAGACCACAUACUUCAACAACAGCACAAAAUACACGAACUUCAAAAUCAGAUAUCAUCGCAGUAUGCUUCCUCGAAAGGAAUCAGCUUGGGUUCGCCUCAGAGCUUGAUGUUCCUUCCAUUUUUGGAUCAGCUUCGAAACCUUCAGCCUCAGGCACACCAUUUACCCCAAGUAUCCAACGAUUCGACCCCUAGCAAUAGUGGAGACAAUUGGUGCGGGAAUGUAGAAUCCCCUCCACCUCAGGAUCCAGAUGCGCCUCUCAACCUUUCAAAACCCAAAGCGACUCCAACAGGAAGGACUGAACCUAGUAAUAAUUCACCUUCACUUAAGUUAAUACCUCCAAACUUGCUCAUGCCGAGAGCAUUUCUUCCAUAUGCUACAAUGCCGCCUCGUGCAAACAGCCAAACUAAAUUAGGCAUUGUGGGAGCAAAUGAAAACGACAAGUUGCCUGCUUACACAGGACUUCAUUUGUAUCCGCCACCACAUCAUCAUAUCCUCCAACAACCUCACCGUGAAGAAGUCAAAGAGGACAAUGAAUUUUUAUCACCUUGUCAUAUAUGGAGUCAAGAAUCAGGAUUUAAAAUCCAAGAUGAUUCCAGUGAAAAAGCCAAAAUGAUGCGCCAACCAAAACGGGAUGGAGAAAACAAACCACAUAUAAAACGGCCGAUGAAUGCUUUUAUGGUAUGGGCAAAAGAUGAAAGAAGAAAAAUUUUAAAAGCAUGCCCUGAUAUGCACAACUCAAACAUAUCAAAAAUAUUAGGAGCACGCUGGAAGUCUAUGUCAAAUGCGGAAAAGCAACCUUUCUAUGAAGAGCAAUCUCGAUUGUCGAAACUGCACAUGGAAAAACAUCCCGACUACAGAUAUCGACCAAGGCCUAAAAGAACGUGCAUUGUCGACGGCAAGAAGAUGAGAAUUUCCGAGUACAAAUCCCUUAUGCGACAAAGACGAAAUGAAAUGAGGCAGUUGUGGUGCCGGAAUGAAGCUGGGCCUUCGGGGAUGGCCGGACCCAGCUACGGCUUUCCUCCCGAUGGUUCGAUCUCUCCGCCUGAAAUGUUAACCUUCUCCCCAGCAAACUCACCUUCUUUUGAAACAAAUUCGCCAUCGCAUAAUGAGGAGUGAAUUGUGAUUUACCUUAUGGUAUUAAAUACAAAUACAAGCAGCCAAAAAAAAUAUUACAUUUUUCAAUUUUGCGUUUGAAAACUUUAUAAGUCUAAAGUAGAAUCUUUAUUAAGAAAUUAAAGUUGUAAGCUUAUUAUAUAAUGGAUCAAAAUUAGUGACUUUUGGCACACAACUAAAAUAAAUGCCUACUUAUUUAUGCUAGUGGCAGAUUAGGUUGAUGUUCUCUUGUUACCUCGAAUUAUUAGCUCAUCGAUUGCAAAAACUUAAACUAUUAAGUGCAUCAAUGAUUUCAUUAAAAGUGUUAAUUAUAAAAGCAAUAUUUUAUUUGUAAAUUUGUAAGAAAUUUUUAAUUAUAUAUUGUCGGUAUUACUUAAUAUUUAUUUAUUAUCAAUUAUUUAUAUUUUUAUAACAGAAUAUUGUAUAUUGCAGUGGUUUAUCCAGUGUUUUUCUUGGACUUUUCAUUUUGUGUACACAAUUUGUAUUUAUUUUUCUCAGUUAUAAUGUUAUGAAACAAUUGUUUUUUG
Cimex lectularius (bed bug) is the source of this 3201-nucleotide messenger RNA. RefSeq names its product transcription factor Sox-13 (gene Sox102F). The transcript has 10 exons. Gene Ontology annotation, biological process: regulation of transcription by RNA polymerase II; cell fate commitment. Gene Ontology annotation, molecular function: DNA-binding transcription factor activity, RNA polymerase II-specific; RNA polymerase II cis-regulatory region sequence-specific DNA binding. The record is from RefSeq and is a predicted model, not a curated record. The coding region runs from base 608 to 2677 and encodes 689 amino acids. Gene Ontology annotation, cellular component: nucleus. NCBI's taxonomy places the organism in Eukaryota, Metazoa, Arthropoda, Insecta, Hemiptera, Cimicidae.